AUGCAUAGCCAUGCUAAUAACUACGGUAAUUUUAAAUCAAGAAAUAAUGAUAUAGAUGAUGAUUCCAGCGAUGAUAAUGGAAAUGAUCAGUGGACACCAGAUACUGACGCAGAUGGGAAAGAUGACUUCGUUAAAGAUUACUCAUCCGAUCCAGACGAAAUAAGAAUAAAGAAAAAACGCAUUAGAAAGAAAGGAAGAAAAGCCAAAUUCCUUGUAGAGCAACUUAUCUACGAUCAACAAAUUAUGGCUAAUCAACAAAGAUUAAUGCAAUAUCAGCAGCAGCAACAAAUUCAAUUACCAAUAGCACCACAACCUUCAAUUCAUUACCCACAACAGACAUUUACUUCAAACAUCCCUCAUUCUUUACCUACUUUAGAAUCGGUCGGCGCAAAUCAUAUACCCGGAUCAUUUGAUUUAGUUCCUCGUGGAUGA
Messenger RNA from Trichomonas vaginalis G3, 432 nucleotides. RefSeq lists its product as uncharacterized. NCBI's taxonomy places the organism in Eukaryota, Parabasalia, Trichomonadida, Trichomonadidae. The coding region runs from base 1 to 432 and encodes 143 amino acids. The transcript has a single exon. The record is from RefSeq and is a predicted model, not a curated record.